GCUUUGCGCCCUCCCCUCUGCGCGCCGUCCCUCGCCGCCGCCGCCGCGAGCCCUUCAGUGUUUGGAUCGGUGUCGUGGAUAGAUGGGCUACAUGCCACCCGUCACAAGCCUACAGGCUGCAGCGUGUGUUAGUUCGACUGGCAAUUUUGGCCGCUUCUCUCGUCGCCGGGGCUCCUUUUUCCCCCCCCCUGCUUGGAUACUACUGACUUAGGCAUUGGAUAUGUGCACACAAGAGGAUGACAGCCCCUUUCCCCCACGUAGAAGUAAAAUAAAAUAGGCUUUCGCACACACUGGAUUAACUCCUGUCGUUCCAUAUGAAGAAGUCAAAAAUUUGGAUACGUGUCUGUGUCUAUUUACUGCUGUUCAUCACGCUUGGGGUACAUUCAAGUAGAUUUGACGUCAACCCAGUGACAGAUGACAUCUCUAGGCUCUCUGUUUUGAGACAAAAUAUUCCUAAAGAUUACAAAAUUCCUGUACAUUACGUUCCAAAAGAAGAGGGGGGGAUGUGUUGGGUAAAAUUAAACGUGUUUUACCUGGAGGAGAGUUUAAAAGAUUUAGCGCAUAAGUUUGGAAACAUUUCAUCCAACAGAAAAGAUAUUAGCAUAUUCAUCCAAAUGCUCCAAGAACUGCGGCUCAACAUGGGGUCUCUGGAGCCGAUCAUGUACGAUUUCGAGUGCCACUACAGGGAAGAGAGGUGGCAGACAGCGCGGUACUUUGACUUUGUCGAAGACUUCCUUUUAGCUGCACAGAAUAGAGAAGAUUCAGAUGACUGCAAUCCUCCUCCUUGUCCCACCACACCCUACACAGUAACAACAGAAGAAUAUUUACACGAAUCACCCACGUCCAGCAGGGAAGGCUCAGACUGUACGACAGGCUGCGUGUCACUCCCAAAUCAAGGAGCGAGAUUCCUUCCUGAGGUGGUGGAGCGAAUCCUCCUCUCCUUGCUGUUGAUCUUGAUCGUAGUCAUCGUAUUCCUGAUAGUGUGGAAGGUCCGAUCAUGGAGAAACGAGGGGGAGCUUCAACAGAACCCUGAAGAAGGGGGACUCUCCACGGGAACAGAAUGGACUGCCCCUCCGCUGGAUGAAACAUCAGAAAAAAACAAGUUGAACGUCAUCGAAGCGGUGUAAUCCUUUUACCCAUCUGUGUUCUUCUGCGUAACUGGGCUCUACUCUUUUCUCCUGUUGGUGUUUUCGAAGGUGAUGAAAAACAAACGCGAGGCGGAACUCCAUAGCGAGACCCUCCGAGUCGAAAGGCCUGUUUUUGACUGCUCUCCAGAUACCACAACGGCAGAUUCACGAUUUUCGCCAUGGCCGAGAAUUUCCUUUUUGGUUAAGUCAUGCCUGCUACCGUAUGGAUAAGCUUGCCUUUCUUUGUAAGACUGCAUUAACCAACCGCAUGCUUUUGUAAAAGACCGUGUGAGAUUUUGUGAAGAGGGGGAACCCCCCUCCCCCCACACACACACACACACACACACACACACACACAGGCCUCCACUGGAUCAUCUGGCUCCUGCAAAUCAUCCACCACACCCCGGCUGCGUCAUGAAUACUUUUGGGUAAAGGCAACGGAUGACUGUCAAUGACGAUCACUUGCGAAGUAGCAGUGUGAAGAGGGCACGCUGGCUGUGACCUUUCCCAUCGGGCCGCCCUGCCGCCGACGAGCGGACACCGGCAGAAGUGACGGGACACGCGUCUGUUUCUGUGCGUAGUCGGAGUAUUUCUCUCAUGUCUGUGAUCUGACAUUGUACCACGUCCAUUCUUUGGUUUUGUGCCUUGUUUGAUUAGCCUGCUUGAAUCGGUGUGUAAAUGUCAAAAGCCUUUCUGUGUGGUAGCAGACAGUGGGGAGAUCAUUACAUGGCAGAUUAGAAUAAUCUCACCGCAGUAACCCAACAAAUAUGAUCUCCAAUCUCUCUCUCCCUCUCCCCCUCUGUCUCUCUCUCGUGAACAAAAUCCCAACUAUGACAGUUCAGUCGGCCUGACCCAUGCCCAGUUAUGAUUUGGAAGAAAAGCAGUUGCUCCAGUAUGUAAAAAACUCUUUCUCGGCGGAACAAUCUGCAGUGGUUGUGACAUUUCUGACCACACAUGACAUUUUAGCCUUUGUAAACCUUUAGGAAACAGUUCAGCUGGUAACUCCGCUUGUUUCUUGUGUAUAUGGGACUAUAUGUUGGGACUUUUUUUGUUGUUGUUGUAGGAGAUGAGAGUACAGUAUAUUGUGCUGAAUUGAAUCUGUGAGUGAAGAAAAAAAAAAAAAGGUAUACCACAUUGGUGUUCAUAUAGUUUGAAGCAACAGUACCUUGCAGCAUCAAUAGCUGGAAUCCUUUGGUGUUGUAAAGUAUUGUUUGUUUGAGUUGAACUGCGUGAAAAUUUUAUUCAUUCCAAAAUGCAUCUUUGAAGAACUUCUCCGUUAGCGUCAACAUGUUACUGGUGCCAUAUUCUUUAUGGCAGUUUAGAGCCGAGUCUGUGUUAGCAAACGUAUACCACAUUGGUGUUCAUGUAACCCACAGCGACAGUAAUUUUAGCGGGAAUAAUCUGAGAUUAGUGGCGUGGUCAAGCACUGUUAACGUUAGAGCUUGUAGCCAGUUACGUGUGCUCAAAAAUGCAUUUUUUUUUAACAAUAUUGGAACAUACUAUCGAUGGCAGUUUAGACCUGAAACUUUCUCUUCAAUCGUCUCUAGAUUUACACGACUAUAACAUGCAGUGCAGUAUUCUGACAGAGACACGGGCUAGUCUAUAGCCACAGACUAACUAACAGACAAGAUAUACAGUAUGUCAAACGUUGCUUUUCAUACAUAGUCUAUGAAUAUCAUGAGCCGCAACAGGUCUAAGCUGUGAACAAAAAACCUCUCUCGUUCUUUCUCUCUUUAUAAAAAAAAUAUAUUAUACAUAUAUAUAUAAAUAUAUAUAUAUAUAUAUAUUUUUUUUAUAUAUAUAUAUAUAUAUAUAUAUAUAUAUAAAACAUGGUCUCCCAUUUGCAUGGUCUCCAACUUGCAUAGGCAAGAGCCAUAAACAGUCCGUAUGUCUGAUGCAUUGAAGCCAGAAAUCAAGCGAUUCCAUGCAUUAGUGGAGAGAAUGACUGCCCUUAAAUGCUGUUCCUGUGUGGGCUGUUGUGUGGUCUGAGCGCGUGCAGAGCUGCAUUUCUGAACAGUGCUUUUCGGGCUCGAGUGGCCCAAUCCAUCCCGAUGAAUCAAAUGGCUCUGGGCAGGAAACAAGUCUGGGUGCCAAAAAAGCAAAUGUAAUUAUUGCCUGGUUGGUAUUCUGGGUGAAAACUCUACUGUAUUCUGUAUUUUUGUAUAAAUGUAUACAUAUAUGAGAUAUGAAUAAAGUACACGUAUCCAA
Scophthalmus maximus (turbot) is the source of this 3335-nucleotide messenger RNA. It is a transcript of the gene kitlga, whose product is annotated as kit ligand a. Gene Ontology annotation, biological process: cell adhesion; positive regulation of cell population proliferation. Gene Ontology annotation, molecular function: cytokine activity; stem cell factor receptor binding. Gene Ontology annotation, cellular component: plasma membrane. The coding region runs from base 315 to 1127 and encodes 270 amino acids. The transcript has 10 exons. NCBI's taxonomy places the organism in Eukaryota, Metazoa, Chordata, Actinopteri, Pleuronectiformes, Scophthalmidae. The record is from RefSeq and is a predicted model, not a curated record.